GGUGCCUCAGAGGCCGACGGGACAUCCUGAACAGAUUUAAAAAGACACAACUGUUGCCUCUGGAGGACAGACACUGAGACGGUGAAGGACAGCGAUGGCUCGUCUCACAACUCUUCUCUUUGCCAUGUGGCUUGGUGUGACAGUGAGCACAGUGGUUGAUCUGGAGACGAGAGUCUACGGAGGUCAAAAGUGUGGAGCAAAGGAGCGUCUGUACCAUGUCAAGCUGAUAACCACCGAUACUACCGGAGGUCAGUACCUCUGUGGUGGCUCUCUGAUCAGUGACCAGUGGAUUCUGACUGCAGCUCACUGCUUUAAGCCAGGAGGGACAUACAACGCAUAUAUAGGCGGAAAUCCUGGUCCUGCUCAAGGAGUGGGAAUCAAAGAUCCACCUAAGAUCUUCAACGACGGCAAGCAACACGACCUCAUGUUACUGAAGCUGCCUAAAGCAGUAGGUAACAAACCUGUAGGACUUCCCGACUGUAAACAUCGUCCCAAGAUAGGUGCUACGGUUCAGAUUGCAGGUCAUGCUGAAUACACAGCUGGCCCAAAAAAUGAAAGGAUACCUGGUUCUACAGACACUCUGCAAUGUGUUGAUAUGAACAUCGUCGACUGUCAAGUGUUCAUAAACAUGUUUCCUGGUGCUUACCAAGCCAAAAAACAUGAGCACUGGAUCUGUUACAGAGCACCUGGUGUGGAUACAUGUCCCGGUGACUCUGGUGGAGGAGUGGUGUACAAGGACAAGAUUUAUGGUGUCCAUGUAAUGGGUCAUCCUAAAGAAGUCUGUGCUUCACCAGCUGUAUUCAUGGACCUCUGUCAUCAGCCAUACUUAGACUGGAUCAAGGAUACUAUCAAGAAACCAAAGAGCAAAUCGUGCUUGUCUUGUUUUGGUUGACAUGUUCAGUUAUUUAACAGAAAUUUAAAUAAAUUUACAGUUGAUGUAUUUGUUCAUUAAAUCUUUAACUAUCAAUUGUUAAUUCGUGAAAUAUUAGUUUUACAUUUAUGUAGGAAAUACAAUUUGUAAAAAUAAACAAUUGUGCAUUUUCCUGUAUGUAAAUCCUCAAGAUGGCUUCUGUUAUCAUACAGUCAUUGUGUUGGAAACAAAACUAUAACAGUAGACAUAAUAAUAUUCUGUUCUUUUACCAAUAUUAAAAAGAAAAUUAUAAAUUUUACUUUCUUUUCCCAAUGUUCUGUCAACUGAAAUAAAAUGAGUAUCAAUGCA
Platichthys flesus (European flounder) is the source of this 1219-nucleotide messenger RNA. Its product is annotated as anionic trypsin-2-like. The record is from RefSeq and is a predicted model, not a curated record. The transcript has 6 exons. Gene Ontology annotation, molecular function: serine-type endopeptidase activity. Lineage: Eukaryota; Metazoa; Chordata; Actinopteri; Pleuronectiformes; Pleuronectidae. The coding region runs from base 95 to 892 and encodes 265 amino acids. Gene Ontology annotation, biological process: proteolysis.